Molecule: messenger RNA, 3004 nt
Organism: Formica exsecta
Lineage: Eukaryota; Metazoa; Arthropoda; Insecta; Hymenoptera; Formicidae
Product: ankyrin repeat domain-containing protein 29
Exons: 8
Coding region: 431-1342 (303 amino acids)
Molecular function (GO): protein binding
Source: RefSeq, a predicted model, not a curated record
AUUUCAUGUCAAAACACCGGAGGGUGCUGCCAUCGCGCGGGAAUUCGUGGUAACCGCUACGUGAAGAACGCGGGGUUCAAUCGAGGCACAAUUCAGGGCAAUUCGCGGGGACGAUUCGAUGUCAUCCGUGUCUGUGGAACGACAAUGUUCGGCGUCGCGUGUGUGCCAGCGAAGGUAUCCCGGCGAGCGGAGUGUGGUCGUGUGGUGCUACAAAACGAACCGCGGUAGAAAAUCGCGUUCAGUAGCGGAGCGCGCUGCGCACCGGAUAGACGGUCGGCGAUCGCGUUCGAAUGCGCGCGAAUGCGGAACAUAUGCUUGUUACGUAUGUACGUACAUACAUACGACCGGACGAGCGAUGCACCUCGUGCGUUUUCCGCGGAAGAGUAACGAGUGAAUUGAUCGGCACGCAACGGCCGGCCGCGGGUUCAACAUGUCCAUGAAGAAGGAGUCGCCUUGGGAUGUGGAGCUGCAUCUGGCGGCGGCACGUGGGGAUGCCAAGCGUCUCCGUAUUUUAUUGGACUCCGGACGCGUCCACGUCGAUUGCAAGGACAAGGAUGGCACGACACCUUUAAUUUUAGCUGCCGCCGGUGGCCAUAUCGACGCCGUGACCGAACUGUUACACCAAGGAGCGGAUUCUAAUGCCAAAAGACUGACUGGGACAACGGCUUUGUUUUUCGCCGCCCAGGGCGGUUACAUGGACAUCGCGAGUCUACUUCUGGAGCACGGCGCGAUCGUGGAUUCGUGCAGUAUAGAUGGGGGCACGCCGUUGUUCGUCGCAUGUCAAUACGGUCAUCUAGACGUGGUGGAGGGCUUGAUAGAGAGAGGUGCCAAUCCGAACGCUCAUAUGAAAGACGGCGCCACAGCACUGUUUAUCGCCGCCCAGAACGGUCAUCUUCGUAUUCUGGAGGUUCUUCUGGACCGUGGGGCGAAGACGGACGCGGCGAGAACAGACGGUGCCACGCCUCUCUGGAUCGCGUCGCAAAUGGGACACGAUCAUAUCGUUAGAAGGCUGUUGAAAGCCGGCGCCAAAGUCGACGCCACUAGACACGACGGCGCGACUCCGCUUUUCAAAGCCGCCCACAAAGGUCACACCGCCGUCAUCGGCGAGCUGCUCAAGUAUCGUCCCUCGCUUGGCGUACUUCCGAAUGGCGAAAGUGCACUGCACGCUGCAGCCUUGACGGGACACAUGACAGUCGCGAGGCAGCUCGUGGGAGCGGGGGCAGAUCCUUUGCUCGUAAAUCAGGAGGGCAUCACGCCGCUUCAACUGGCCGUCAGGCAUUCGCAAACGCAGGUCGCCAAUUACCUAAGGGAUAAAGUGAGAGUGCGAACCGCAUCCUGUUAACGAUACUUUCUCCUCUAUUUCGAUAUUAUUUAUAUCGAGAAUCUCGAGAUAUCGUUCGGCUCAAAUAUUUCUAAGCAGGAUAGACACACCAGAGCAAUGCGAAAAAAAUAGCUCGACAUAAUCUGUGUCUCCAUAAGAGUUCUAUUACUGGUAAGAGAAUCUUAUAAUGUUAUAUUUAAAAAAUUAUUUUAUUAUUUUGUUAUAUAUAUUUUAUUAAAGGAUAUAUCUGUUAUAUAUUUUUUGAGAAAAAAAUAUGCGAGCAUUUUUAAUGUGAGCGUAUAAUAUUUGUUAUUCUCUUAUUGUUAAUAAAACUCUUAUUGACACUGAAAAUAAAACUAAGUUACUUUUUGGUACACUGCUCUAUAUUACAUAAGUGAUAUUAAUGAUGAUCGCUAAACAUGCCAAGUAUGAGACAAUGAAAAGAAGUUUAGUUUCACGUAAUAAUAUGAGUGAACACACUGACAAGCAUAAAUAAGUCGAUUAUAUCAAUAGAGAUUGUGAGCGAGCAGAAAUCCGUCUUUAUAAGAGAGUGAUUAGGUCUGUUUAUUUUAAUUGCUCUAUUUUUCUCCGAAACCUGAAUGUAUGCCAAUUUGAUUUUAAGUAGAGAAAAUAAUGUAAAAAGUGCAAUUGAAACGAACAGAUCAAUUGUUAGGUAGUGUAUAUAAUCACGAUACCGUUCCAUUCUGUGGUAAAUAUCCCAGUAAAAAUAUUUUAAUACAUUUUCUACUGUAAAUAUAGUAUGGCCAAAAUGUUAUAAACGCCGAAAGAUGAUAGAUCUGUUUCUUUCUGUAUUUUGCAGUAUGUAUAACGCAUCUAAAACAUAUACCAUAGAUUUUUCAAACUUAUUAGCUAUAAUCUCAUGUUAUGAAAAUUCAACGUCUGUCAGCAGUCUGGAGCAUAAUUACCAGAAAAGAGAUAUUGAGAUUUAUCGAAACUGAUGAGUUUCAAAGACUGACUGAUUUGCCUUGAAACACAUAUUUUUUAUUGUUCUAUUAUUCUAUAAGAUCUUCUAUCUAUUACAUAAGAGGGAUGUGCAAGACGAUAAGGUUAUAGUUGUCAUAUUUGUUUAUAAUACAUUUUAUUAAAAUACGAAUAUAUCGAUGCACCGGACAAUGUUCUGCAAAAAACUGCAACAGUUCAGCGCAUACAUAUACAUCUCAAUUAUCAACAAAUAAUUUUCUUACCAAAAUAAAUAGAUUACAAGUGUGAUAUUUGAACACUUCAAUAUAUUUAAAUAUUUUGUAAUAAUUUUAGCUUUAUGGGAAAGUAAUAAGUACUCUUCCCGUCUUCCUAACACAUAGCACUCGGUUCAUUAGUUGUAAUUAUUGUUAUUGUUGAUGAAAAAGUGCGAAAAAUUAAUAAAUAACUUUAUAAAGAAAGCAGUUAUCGCUAAUGAUAUAUAAAAGUUAUAUACAUUACAAAUAUAUUUCGUUAUAAAGUAGGAUUGAUAUUAUUGUUCCUUCACGAGAAAUAUAUUAUGUGUAUUUAUUACAUAAAUUUAUAUAUAUAUGAGAUAUAUACAUAUGUAUAUAAUUAUUACUGUAUUAAUAUUUAUAUUUUGUUGUAUUUAUCACAGAAUAAUUCACAUAGCACAUAGAUCAUAAAUUAAAAUUAUAUUUCAGGCUAACAUUAUGUUUGAAUAAACUGAAUAAUUUUUAUUAA